AUGGCUGUUACGUUCUCAAUUCUCAACACAGAAUCUAGCCUUAAGGCCCUUAAUGAGUUUCUCUCCGACAAAUCUUACAUCUUCGGGGAUCAAUUGACAAAAGAUGAUAUUAAGGUGUACGCAGCUAUUUUGGAGAAAUCGAGCGAUCUGUACACUAAUGCCAGUCAGUGGUAUGAGAGUGUUUCCUCGAAGCUAGCAACCAACUUUCCAAGGAAUGCUAUAGGAGUGAGAAUUGGAGGCCAGGCUGCUCCUGCUGAAGCCGCACCAAUUAAGGAGGAAGCCAAGGAGCUUGCUGGUAUGAUGAUGACGAUCAGUAUUGGAUCCCAGUAG
Fraxinus pennsylvanica is the source of this 330-nucleotide messenger RNA. The record is from the annotation of a GenBank genome assembly. NCBI's taxonomy places the organism in Eukaryota, Viridiplantae, Streptophyta, Magnoliopsida, Lamiales, Oleaceae.